GGAAAUCCCAACUUUUAAAUCGGCAUGCGCAAUAGCAAAUGGAAAACGCAGGGUCUUAGCUGACAGUCCUCGUGCCCUUAGGGACAGCGAUGCAGUAGCAGGACUUCAUUUCCAAAGAGACUGCAGCAAGCCAACUAGGACUGCAAACAGCUGGUAAGGAAGCCGUUGUGCCUUUCGGGACCCACGAUGCGGGGUGCAGCCCACAUCCUCCUGUGCUCGCUGCUGCUGGUGGCCCUCCGCAGCAGAGAGACAGCCGCGCAGGAGGGCCAGCCCGACCCCAAAGCACCGUGCGCCAACUGGAUGGGGGGAGCACCCGGCUACCCCGGCCACAACGGGCUCCCCGGCCGGGACGGGAAGGACGGCAAAGACGGACAAAAGGGAGAGAAAGGCGAGCAAGGUGAGCAAGGCCCCAAAGGUGACAAGGGCGAAAUAGGAAGCCAUGGAAUCGAAGGCCCAAGAGGAUUUCCAGGAAACCCAGGGAUGAAAGGGGAGAAGGGAGAAGGUGCCUACGUUUACCGCUCCGCCUUCAGCGUAGGGCUCGCGGGGAGAGCUCCUCACCCCAACGUCCCCAUCCGAUUCAGCAAGAUCUUCUACAACGAGCAGAGCCACUACGACGCGAGCACAGGCAAGUUCCACUGCAGCAUCCCCGGCAUGUAUUAUUUCGCCUACCACCUCACAGUGUACCUGUCGGAUGUCAAGGUCAGCCUGUACAAGAAGGACAAGGCGGUGCUCUUCACCUACGACCAGUUCCAGAAGAACAACGUUGACCAAGCCAGCGGCUCUGUGCUGCUCCAUCUCAGUGCUGGGGAAGAAGUCUGGCUUCAAGUGUACGGGGAAGGGGAAAACAACGGUGUCUACGCUGACAACAUCAACGAUUCCACUUUCAUGGGAUUCCUGCUUUACCCAGAUUUGGAUGUCCAUUAAAGCCAGGAGGUUCUACUUGGUAGAGGACACAGUGGCUUAACCCCAGAACUGAGUUCUGGGGCACUAUACUUAUAGAAUAUUUCUUGGAAAACUCUUUUGCAUGUACUACAAUUGCCAAGGGUGGAAUUCUAUCUCCCGAGAAAGCAGUAAUUUUAUACAAAUGACUUCAGUGGGACCAAGAGUUCACUCACACCCUGCUCUUGUUCUCCUUGCAAAAACCUGGGCCCAAGUUAAACACCUUUCACCUUUCCUUCAUGAAACAGUAACUCCUGAGAUAAAUUGGCUUAAAAAAUGUAAAACAACUGUCACUUUUAAAUAUAAAAUUUAAAACAGCCACUUAAAAAUUCAUUCAAAAAAAUCACAUAAUUCAGCCAACAUUUUACAAUUUGAGUAGAACAGGAAGAAAGCUACUCCUGAAAACUGUAUCUGUUCUUGUUCUCAAGUGGCAACAGAUGGCUUGUUUUCGCUACUGAAACCCCCAUCUUAUUAGGGUCUUCGACUUCCACCCAUGGUUUGUUGUUACCCUUCUUCAGCUCAGAUCCCUCCAUGUAUUCAGAUUUUUACCUCUCACUGAUUUUAAUGCUUUGUUUUUCCUUUUAUGUUUAUCCCCCAACAUUAUCUCUAAUUCAUACAGCAUACUCAGGGCAGGGAUCUUCUCUUUCAGUUUGUCUGAAAAGCCUUCCGAACACCCAUGAGGCUACAUAACAAACGUGACCCUGUGACUACAUGGCUUUGGGCAUCCUGAAGGGGUUACAGAUGUGUUGGUCUCAGAGAUGACAACAGCUGGAAACGAGAGCAGUUCCCCUACAAACAUCAUGCCCGAACCAGAAACAGAAGGCCCCUCGAGGUUCGCAGGCAGAUAAGACAUCAGCGUGGAGGUGUCCCUUCCGAAAGCACUAUCCUGGCUCUGGAAGCAAUGUCAUCUCAUUCAGCCUAGAGGCUGUAGGCAUGGAGCAAGAUAGAAGAGAUCUUGUUCCAUCUCCUACCUGAAUAGCUCCCAAGUGCAGUCAAAAGUUGAGGACAAACUGUCCUCACUAAGCAUGUCGUUAGUAAAGGUUAGCACGUCAGUUGGGCACAACUUCAGUUGGUGCAGCCUCACACACUGAAACAGCUGCCAGGAUCAACAGCUGGGAUCUGCCCCGGCUCUCUGCAAGGUUAGCUCAACACUGUGUACUAAGGCUGGGACUAGUGACAGUACUGCCACAAACUCCUUUCCCAAGGAGGUUUGUCAACUUUAAGCUAAAAGAUGACUUGAUACCUUCUCAGAUAUGUACAAAGAAGAGUCCUGUUAAGCUUCAGAACAAGCUAACGCACAUCUGACAAUGUAUUAUUACAAGCACAGAACAGCACGAAGAGCUUCAGAUGGAAGUAUUUCCAACAGCAGCACGUUCUACACUCCAGUGAAUUACCACAUUACAAAUAGUAACAAUAAAAAAAAAAAACACUCAGUAACAA
Molecule: messenger RNA, 2379 nt
Organism: Rhea pennata
Lineage: Eukaryota; Metazoa; Chordata; Aves; Rheiformes; Rheidae
Gene: ADIPOQ
Product: adiponectin, C1Q and collagen domain containing
Exons: 3
Coding region: 187-924 (245 amino acids)
Molecular function (GO): protein binding
Source: RefSeq, a predicted model, not a curated record